Coccinella septempunctata (seven-spotted ladybird) is the source of this 3285-nucleotide messenger RNA. RefSeq names its product A disintegrin and metalloproteinase with thrombospondin motifs 12-like. The record is from RefSeq and is a predicted model, not a curated record. Gene Ontology annotation, cellular component: extracellular matrix. Gene Ontology annotation, biological process: extracellular matrix organization; proteolysis. Gene Ontology annotation, molecular function: metalloendopeptidase activity. The coding region runs from base 1 to 3162 and encodes 1053 amino acids. The transcript has a single exon. NCBI's taxonomy places the organism in Eukaryota, Metazoa, Arthropoda, Insecta, Coleoptera, Coccinellidae.
AUGUGUUCGGGGUUGGUUUUCGACAUAUUCAUACUAAUAACAGCACGAUUUCUGGUCCGGCAUUGCUCUGCAGUAACGCAGCAUGGAAAAUACACCAGGAAUCUCCAAGAAUAUAACCUGAUAGUCCCCCAUCGUCUCAGCGAAAAUGGCGACUUUUUGAGUUUCAAAAUUCCGCAUUUCUACGAACACGAAUCCAUAGGUAAAGCGAAAAGGUCAACCGAAGACGAAAGCGCCUACUACGGCAUCAAGUUGGACGGCAAAUACUUACAACUAAACUUGCGACCUAAUCAUGGCUUCAUAUCACCUGACGCCAUCUCCGAAAUCAGAGAACCAAAAACACCAAUUCAAGAUAGGAGGAUUAACAAAGUGCUGAGGAAGAGAAUGUGCCAUUUUAGAGGCCACGUGAGAGGAAUACCAGGCUCAAGGGUAGCCUUAUCAACAUGUAACGGUCUAGCGGGGUAUAUUUCGAUCGACAACCAAAAAUACUUCAUAGAACCCUUGCACGAACACCAAGCCAAUAAACUAGGACAACAUCUACACAUGAUCUACAAAAGGGACAUCCAGAAUCCAUACGAGCACGACGACCGUUGUGGUUUGAGCCGAAAUUGGGAAACCGAAUGGAAGAAGACUUUGAAGAACAAAUACGCGAAAGAUCACAGUUUAUCAAUAUCCAAAAGGGGUCUGGCGAGUGUCCAACGCUACAUGGAACUACUGAUAGUGGUGGACAAGAAAUUCAUCAAGUUCCACAAAUUCCACGACAUUGAAACCUACAUACUGACCAUCAUGAACAUGGUGGCGGAUUUCUACAGGGACCCAUCUAAUGGAAACGCCAUGGAAAUCGUGGUUGUGAGAGUGAUGUACCUUGAAAAACAAGAGGAUGAGAUCGAUUUGAUGAUCGUGGAUAACGCCGAAGACACCCUGUCGAGCUUCUGCAAAUGGCAGAUGAGAGUCAACCCGAAAGACGUCAAAAACCCAAACCAUCACGACAUCGCCGUUCUUCUGACACGUCACGAUUUAUGUGGGGACAACGGCACCAAGUGCGGCCUGGAAGGGUUGGCUUACGUUGGCACCCCAUGUACACCUGACGAACCAUGCGCAAUCAAUGAAGACAGCGGGUUGAUCCUGUCCAUCGUGCUAACCCACGAACUGGGACACGUGAUGGGUUGUUCGCACGACGCCCCUGAUGAUUCCGGUUGCGAAUCCAAAGACCCCAAAGAUGGUUCCAACUACGUCAUGGCCCCCUUCGUGAAUCUAAAUACCAUAAGGUGGUCCACUUGCAGCAGAGCCUUCAUCACCACGCUCUUCGAGAGUGACUUGGGGGAAUGUCUGAAUGACGAACCGCAAAAAUCGAUCUAUAAACAAACCGAAAUCCUGCCUGGGGUCGUUUACGAUGCUCAAGCGCAGUGCGAAAUGAUGUAUCCAGGUUCUAAGUACGAAACUUACGAUCCGGAGAACUUCUGCGAGCUAGUUUAUUGCAAAACGAGUCCUACAGUGAUACAGACUACAGGGCAUUCGUACGUAGAUGGGACCAAGUGUGGGGAGAACAAAUGGUGCUUCCACUUGAAGUGCAUCGAGGUUGGAGAGAGACCUGAAGCUGUGAAUGGUGGCUGGAGCAAAUGGAGCAACCCAACAGAAUGUUCCAGGACUUGCGGUGGUGGUACUUCGACCGCUUCCAGGGAAUGCGACAAUCCAACUCCAGCGAACGGAGGCAGAUACUGCCUUGGGGAUAGGAAGAAAGUGACCACUUGCAAUAUGCAGCCUUGUCCUCAAGGCAGUACGCCAUUUCGGGAGAUGCAGUGCACGAAGCACAACACCAUCCCUUUGAAAGGAGUCACUCACACGUGGAAACCUUAUCUGAAAAGAGACGAACCCUGCGUUUUGUACUGUUUGAACGAAGAGAACGUUUUUCACAGAUUAGAACCGAGAACUAUCGAUGGAACUCCGUGUAAACCUGCCACUAAGGAUAUGUGCAUAGCCGGCGCUUGUGUUAAGGUUGGCUGUGAUGGAGUCAUAAAUUCUGACGCUACAGAAGACGUUUGCGGUAUUUGCAAUGGAGAUGGAACCCAGUGCAAACUGAUCGAGCAUACUUACACCAACACUGGUCGAGGUUACACCAAAGCUGCCACAAUACCGGCAGGAGUACGGAAUAUCUUCGUCGAAGAAACGAAACCUUCGGCUAAUAUGAUCGCCCUUACGGAUAAGACGGGUAACACCUAUUUCCUUAACGGAAACUACCAAGAAUCUCCCGAUAUCGAGUUCCUGAUAGGAAAGGUAGAAGCCGUAUAUAGACACCCGGAAGAAAAUCAAGAACUACUGGUCAUCAAGGGACCUUCUGAUCAAGAUCUGGUCCUGAUGAUUUGCUUUUUCGAGGCGACCAAUGUGGGGUAUAAAUUUCGAUAUACGGAACCAGCGUCGGAGUCCGAAUACCUACCUAAAUACCACUGGGAGAUCUUGAGCUUCGGUGAUUGCUCCGCCAAGUGUGGCGGUGGUAUCCAACAAGCGGAGAUGUCCUGCUCAGAAGAAAAGGCCGGUAAAGUGAGCCCAACCUUCUGCCAAGACUUGGAAAAACCUGAGGCGAGCACCAAAAAAUGCAACGAGCAACCUUGCAAAACGAAAUGGAGAGUUGGUAAAUGGGGACCUUGCCACGCUUGUAAAUACAAAUCUGGCGUUCGUCUGCGAGAGGUUGAGUGCGUUAGGCAGUCCCCACACCCUGGAACCGAAGAUAUCCUGGUGGAGGACAGCGAGUGCAAAGGACCAAGACCGGCAACGAGAGAACUCUGCAAUGCUCCCAAAAAAUGCAAAAUCAGGAGCGUCCAAUACGGUCUGCCCGACUCUGAAAUGCAGGAUGUUUGGCAGCAAAUAAAAUCGGCGAGAAAGAUGAAGAAACGCUCGGACAACGUUUGCGAACCGGAGAAAAAGGUUAAAAUAAAGGUCGGUUCCAUAGUGCAGGACCACGUGAAUCCUGACGACAUCAAAGUGGACGUUAUUCCUUUGAAAUCCACCUCGAUGACUAUCAACUUAACUGACAGCGCUUUCGAAUCGAUGGGAGAUGUGAUCGGGGACACAAAGGAUGAGAAGAAAAUCAAACAUCUACAGGGUAAGGCGGCAGCUGAUGAGAUCAUACGUUUAGAGCAUAAGAACAAUACAGCUAACAGACGCUGAAGGUCUCAUUCGAUGUAAAUAUAUUUUUCAGUCUCUAUAAGUUAUAUAGUUGGUCGAAUUAUUAUUUUUAUUUAUUAUGUAUAUAUUAUAAGGUUUCAAUAUGUAAAGAUGAAAAAUGUUUCU